Messenger RNA from Colletotrichum spaethianum, 648 nucleotides. RefSeq lists its product as uncharacterized. NCBI's taxonomy places the organism in Eukaryota, Fungi, Ascomycota, Sordariomycetes, Glomerellales, Glomerellaceae. The coding region runs from base 1 to 648 and encodes 215 amino acids. The transcript is spliced from 2 exons. The record is from RefSeq and is a predicted model, not a curated record.
AUGGACUGGAUGCAGAUAAAAGUGUGUCUCGAUAUCCCACCAUACUGGGAGACGGCCGCCAUUUGUCGUCACCAGCUGACCCGACAUGUUCUUGAGGUUCUUUCACUAUGCCUCGAGAAGAGCGAGCGCAUUUACGGAGGAUCGCAGGACAAGGAGUCCAUUCAGCAACUCGCGAGCCAUGCCGCGGGACUUUUGAGCUAUCCCACCCUUUUGCAAUCUGCAGACAGCCCUGCCCUGGCGGAAAGGGCAUUAAAUGUUUUGGAGAGCCUCGUCAUCAACUUUUCUGCGCUACUCGACCAAAAGGAUCUGAUUCGUGUAGCUGCGUAUACCGACAGCCAGGACGCAUGGACAACCUCGGGCGCUGCAUCAAGUUCUGAGUGCAUUUUAAGAAAUUCCCUGAGCCACGACAUGAGGUGUAAAUUUAUAGUUUCCGCCGUUCUAGAAGACUUCAUUCGCCCCAUUUUCUCCCGAACCACUUCAAACCGCAUCACUUCAACUGGUAGGAAGGCUCACUUCGUCAACGACGACCAGAAUCAGGCCACCCGCGAUUGUUACACAGGAACUGUUGAUUCGACGCCGUGGAAGAAUACCCAAGUCCACGCCGUCACGAUAUUUGCAUGGGCUGUGGAACAUGCCGAUGUUGGUUGA